Pundamilia nyererei is the source of this 2676-nucleotide messenger RNA. RefSeq lists its product as uncharacterized. The record is from RefSeq and is a predicted model, not a curated record. Lineage: Eukaryota; Metazoa; Chordata; Actinopteri; Cichliformes; Cichlidae. The coding region runs from base 25 to 2340 and encodes 771 amino acids. Gene Ontology annotation, molecular function: protein binding; guanyl-nucleotide exchange factor activity. The transcript is spliced from 16 exons.
GAAGCAUCAUUCGUUAUUUUUUUGAUGGCAGCUGCUGGGAUGGAUUCAAAAUCUAAACCCUCUGAUGUUCUGCUGGAAUCCCCAGAACUUGAGCAGAUUCUGGACAUAAUGAGUUACUCACAGCGUGGACGAAUGGACGGACAGUGUUGCACUCUAAGUCCUGCUAAAAUAGAGACGACAUCUGCAGGGUCAAAAGAUGAGAGAUCAUCCCAUACUUCAGAUAAUAAACAGGGACAAUAUGUCAACUCGCAUUUAUCGUUGCCUGGAUUUAAUUACCAAGAAAGUGGACGUAAUGAUCAUCAUGUCUCUGCACCGCAUAUCUCAGUGACUGAGAGUACUUCAGAUAGAAACAGGAAGCAUCUGUCAGUUCCAGUUGACCAAUUACAGAUUCCUUCUCAACGUGAACGCUCAAAUUCUAUAAAGUCAGAAUCAUCUGCUGAACAGCAAAAGUUCAUGGAGAUGAUUACCUAUGGACAGCGUGGACGCAUGGAGGACCAGUGCUGCUCAUUGGAUCCUAGCAAGAGUGCUCCUUGCACGCCCAGAUACACAGAGAAAAAAACUGUUGCAAUGACAGAUCCUGAAAUGUUCUUCAAUCUGUUGGCCGACACUCAGAGCCGACGGCUCGAUGACCAGCGAGUGUCGCUUCCAUCAUUACCAGGCUUACAAAAUGAAAAGGACACUGCUAUGGGAGAUUCAAGCUACUUGUGUUACAUGGUCUCUAAAGUUCAAGGCUCCAGAAUGGAUGAUCAAAGGUGUUCAUUACCUCAAAUCCUACCCCCAGAGACACCGUGUUCAUCAAACAAGGAUCAGUCUGAAUCCGGUUUAAACCCAUUACGGUCAGCCUCCUUCAGCUCCAGUUCAGACAUCAUAAAGCAACUAAAAAGUGAGGAUAAAAAUCCUCAAAAACAGUUCUUGACUCCAGCUGAACAGGAAGAUCUUUUUACCUUAAUUAGUAAUUCCCACCAUGGCCGGAUGGAUGAACAGCGAUGUGUCCUAAAUGCUACACCCCAGUCCACACCUAAGCACCAUUUCAGUCAAAGUGAAAUCCCCCAAGAUUCUGAUAAUUUCUUCAGCUUACUGGCCAACUCACAGGGCCGACGGCUGGACGACCAGAGAGUGUCCCUUCCUUCAUUACCUGGAAUACAGAAUGGAGGUACCACAUUAACACCCACUGCUGCUGAGACGGAUGCAAGCUACUUGUGUUAUCUGGUUUCCAAAGUCCAGGGCUCAAGGAUGGAUGAACAGAGAUGUUCUGCACCCCACAUCUUCCAGAAUCUGGGUACUCCAUCAGCUCAGCGCACAUCUGAUAAACCUCCUUGGAGGUCUGCCUCAUUAAACCGUGACAAAACUGAACAGCGUGGGCAGGGAAUAUCCGCAGCUGAAGAGGAGCAGUUCCUUAAAAUGAUAAGUCGAAUACAAAGUGGACGCAUGGAAGAGCAACGCUGCUUUUUACAACCCAGCAGAAGCACACCUUCCUCACCUACACACAAUGGCAGUGCUUUGAAUAAAGUACCCAUAGGCGCAGAAGCAGAGGCGUUCUUCAAAAUCAUCACCUCCAGUCAGUCGCGACGACUAGAUGAUCAGCGCGUUGCACUUCCUACCUUGCCAGGGAUAAGUGGAAAUUCUGAAGGAAAAGUAGACAUACAACGACAUACAACAGCUGAAAUCCCAGUCUCUCCACUACCACAGAUCACAGUGGCUAAAUGUACACCUACAACUUCAAAAAAGUGUCCUACACCUGCCUCACAACCUCAAAUGGCAUAUGGAAAGCCUGCUUCCACCGAGGCCUUACCCAAAUCUGCUUCACUUAUUCCCAAGGGAGAAUUUAAGAAGAAGUCUAAUUUCCCAGCUAAGGUAACAGUGAGUGUAUCUGUGAGCUUCACACCUCAGGAGAAGAAUGCCAAUGAGCCAGAUGCAUUUCCAGAUGUCUAUCUAACUCUUGGAGCCCCAGGGGACAACCUUGUGAUACCUCUGAGUCCAGUAUGUGGCAGGCCCUUGUCCUUUGACCUAAACCUUGUUAUGAAGGAAGAUGUUAAGUUCAGGCAUCGCUCUCCAAGCCAUUCCAGUCCCAGAAAAAACAACUCCAGGCCGCCAUCUCCCAACAAAGGUGCGACUGGUAAAGCACAUCCUACAUGCUCACAUGAACAGGGGAAGCUUGUGACCAGCCACAACAGUGCAGAUGUAAACUCCUUCUCCCCAACUGAAAAGACUCACCUGGAGAAAGGAAUGGCUCAAGAAGGACAAAAGGGGAAAGGAGAACUUGGAAAGGUGAGGGAAAAGGCACAGCAUGGAAAAGGAAAGGGCGCUGUAAAGAAAGAUAUGAAGAAGAGUGGCAAAUAAUGUACUUGUAAAUUAUGGGAUUUAAAUGUAAAAAAAAAAAGUAGCAAAAAAAUUGUAUUUGUAUUGCUAAAAGCUCUUAUUAGAAAUUAUGUUGAUUCUGCUUUAUAGGGUCAUUUGAAGGAUAGUCCUUUGCUAGCUAAAUUUACAGUACAUAUUGUGUCUAUUGUUUUCAGUUUUGCAAAUUUUCUAAAUGUAAAUACACUGUAAGGAAUUUUAUUCUUUGUGUCAAUUAUAAUUGUAAUCUUGAAUUAAAACCUUUGGUCUGUUAAACUCUGUGAAGAUGUGACAAAAACCAAACCAAAACAAACAUGAUAAAAAAAACCAACAGCAAUAAAU